Molecule: messenger RNA, 630 nt
Organism: Vigna unguiculata (cowpea)
Lineage: Eukaryota; Viridiplantae; Streptophyta; Magnoliopsida; Fabales; Fabaceae
Product: ethylene-response factor C3 pseudogene
Source: RefSeq, a predicted model, not a curated record
AUGACAACUUUCCCUUUGUUUCAGAAGCCAGAUAGGAAGAUGUUUGAGGAGCCUUCAGAAAUUUUGUUGGAAUCAUUGUCAAGCAAUCAUGUUGUGGACACAGUCCAUGAUUCGCUUUCAUUCGACAUGGUUGAGGAAUGUACAACAGAAGAAAACACCAACAAGGCAAAGCAAUUGGUGGCGAAGAGUGAAGAAGUGAAGAAGAAGGAGAGGUCGUACAAAGGUGUGAGGAAGAGGCCAUGGGGAAAAUACGCAGCAGAGAUCAGAGACACAACGAGGAAUGGAAGAAGGGUUUGGCUUGGAACCUUCGAGAGUGCAGAAGCUGCUGCUUUGGCUUAUGACCAAGCUGCAUUCUCCAUGAGAGGCCACAGUGCUGUCCUCAAUUUUCCAGUCAAAAGGGUCAAAGAAUCUUUGCAAGAGAUUCAAUACACAUGCUUCACUGGUUCUUCUCCUGCACUUGCACUCAAGGAGAGGCACUGCAUCCAAAGAAAGUUGUCUUCAAAACCUAAAAAGUGUAAAGGGAAAGACCCCUCUCAGGAUCCAACACAAAGUCUGGUGGUGUUAGAGUGUCUGGGAGUUGAAUAUCUUGAGCAACUUCUCAGCAUAUCAGAUCAAAGUGUAACUUUGUAA